Orcinus orca (killer whale) is the source of this 6765-nucleotide messenger RNA. It is a transcript of the gene KCNJ6, whose product is annotated as potassium inwardly rectifying channel subfamily J member 6. Gene Ontology annotation, biological process: potassium ion import across plasma membrane; regulation of monoatomic ion transmembrane transport. Gene Ontology annotation, cellular component: plasma membrane. The transcript has 4 exons. Lineage: Eukaryota; Metazoa; Chordata; Mammalia; Artiodactyla; Delphinidae. Gene Ontology annotation, molecular function: G-protein activated inward rectifier potassium channel activity. The coding region runs from base 571 to 1842 and encodes 423 amino acids. The record is from RefSeq and is a predicted model, not a curated record.
UGUUCGUGCGCUGACAGCCGGGCUCAGCCAGUCGCCAGGAAUUGAGUAGCGUUCUUUGAAUCUGCGGCUUUCAUGACGUCUCCCUGCGUGGUCCAUCACUUUUCUCCUAGCCGGGGAUUUUUUUUUUCCGCCACUCUCGCCUUUUCCCCCUGCCCUCCACCCGGUCUCCCUCCCCCGCCCCUGCCCGAACGCACACCCCUCCGCCCCUCCGUUGGCCCCCGCGCCCAGCCCUCCUCUCCACUCUCGGCCAGAGGGAGCCAGUUUGAAGACGGCCGCACCUGGCCGGAGAGGUUGGGCGGGCGGAGGGGUGGGAUCCGCGGGACCCGGGAAGAUAGAUCCAGACCUGGAUGCACCGCGAGGAGAAUGGAGUCUCCUAAAGCCUCCCGGGGCUGAUGUAAAAUUUGACCAUCUGAUUCCAGUUUUCCUUCCCUUUUCUUUUUUUAUUUCCUCCCCUCGCCAUCCAUCGUGUAGUGAAUUAUUAAACCUUGCUCCGUUCCAAGAGGGGAGAUCAUGAUUGAAUGAAGCCACCAAGUCCGCAGCAAGGAAAAGCACAAAGAGGAGAUUUCAACGAUGGCCAAGUUGACAGAAUCCAUGACUAACGUCCUGGAGGGUGACUCCAUGGACCAGGAUGUCGAGAGCCCUGUGGCCAUUCACCAGCCAAAGUUGCCUAAGCAGGCCAGGGACGACCUGCCAAGACACAUCAGCCGAGACCGGACCAAAAGGAAAAUCCAGAGGUAUGUGCGGAAAGAUGGAAAGUGCAACGUCCACCAUGGCAACGUGAGGGAGACCUAUCGCUACCUGACCGAUAUCUUCACCACCUUAGUAGACCUCAAGUGGAGAUUCAACCUGUUGAUUUUCGUCAUGGUUUACACAGUGACAUGGCUCUUUUUUGGAAUGAUCUGGUGGCUAAUUGCAUACAUCCGAGGAGACAUGGACCACAUAGAGGACCCUUCAUGGACUCCUUGCGUCACCAACCUCAAUGGGUUCGUCUCUGCUUUUUUAUUCUCCAUAGAGACAGAAACCACCAUUGGUUAUGGCUAUCGGGUCAUCACGGACAAGUGCCCAGAGGGAAUUAUUCUCCUCUUAAUCCAAUCUGUUUUGGGGUCCAUUGUCAAUGCAUUCAUGGUGGGAUGCAUGUUUGUAAAAAUAUCUCAACCCAAGAAGAGGGCAGAGACCCUGGUUUUUUCCACCCAUGCGGUGAUUUCCAUGAGGGAUGGGAAACUGUGCCUGAUGUUUCGCGUAGGGGAUCUGAGGAAUUCCCACAUCGUGGAGGCUUCCAUCAGAGCUAAGUUGAUCAAAUCCAAACAGACCUCAGAGGGGGAGUUCAUCCCCUUGAACCAGACGGAUAUCAACGUAGGGUAUUACACUGGCGAUGACCGUCUCUUUCUGGUGUCACCACUCAUCAUUAGCCAUGAAAUUAACCAACAGAGUCCUUUCUGGGAGAUCUCCAAAGCCCAGCUGCCCAAAGAGGAACUGGAAAUCGUAGUCAUCCUAGAAGGCAUGGUGGAAGCUACAGGGAUGACAUGCCAAGCUCGAAGCUCCUACAUCACUAGUGAGAUCCUCUGGGGGUACCGGUUCACCCCUGUUCUGACGCUGGAGGACGGGUUCUACGAAGUCGACUACAACAGCUUCCACGAGACCUACGAGACCAGCACCCCAUCUCUCAGUGCCAAAGAGCUGGCCGAGUUAGCCAGCAGGGCUGAGCUGCCCCUGAGCUGGUCCGUCUCCAGCAAACUCAACCAACACGCAGAACUGGAGACUGAGGAGGAAGAAAAGAACCCUGAGGAGCAGACGGAGAGGAAUGGUGAUGUGGCGAAUCUAGAGAACGAAUCCAAAGUUUAGUCCCCUGGCUGGGCCACCCCUUCUCCUCUCCGCCCACAACCUUCCCUUGUCUCUCAUUCUCUUUCUUUUCUGUCUCUCUUACUUUGUUCUUUCCUUAUAUUGAAGUUUGGCAUUACCAGAAAACAAAUCUUCAAGGUGUAAAAUAUCUACCUGCCCUCUCAGUUAUUCAGAUCGACAAGGCAGAUUCAGAUUGGGUUAAGGUGUCAUGUGCCCUCAUUUGUGACCCAAGCCUGGUCUCCUCCCUGAAUACGACACAUCCAAGUCCUAGAGAUUUCUGCUACUUACCUGCAUGUGUUGUACAAUACCAGAUCACUCAAAAGAGUGCAUCAAAGAGUCUACCUGGGAUAUGAUGAGGAAGGUCUCUGGUGCCUAUUCAUUCAUGCAGUGAGACAUAGAGUUGAGCCCUCAGUUUUAUACAUCUCAAUAAAUUUCAUCUACAGGGCGAGGUGCUUGCCCUCUGCGGGCAUUGCAUUUAUAGGACCCAGGUGAGGUAAUGACAAAAUACUGUACAUAUAUAUGCCUUAUGUAAUUAUUUUCUUUUGCAGUUAGUAAUAAAACCCAGCAUGUACAAAAGUACUGUAGAACAAAACUUCUAAAUAAUGUACAUAGAUGUAAAAUUAAUGUAGGUUUAGAUAUAUAACUUUAGAAAUAAGAUUAAAAGAAAAAAAAAGGAUUCCCAAAGUACAGUAGGCAUUUCUGUUCUGAUGUCCUGUUUUCUGGAUUUCUUUGGUCCCAUUGACCGCUGGCCCUUUAGUGCAUGGCCUUUGCUCUGUGUCCCAGACUGGCAGCCGUUUGGGUACCUCACUGUUCCCUUUAAUUGAAUCUAAUAAGCCAUAGGUCUGGGAGAAGUUUGGAGGUUCAGUAGAUGGCAAAACACACCACCAGUAUGCUGAUAUACUGUGAAAUGUUUACAAAACUGAGGUCUCUUUUUUAAGUAACAAGACCUCACUGACUAGCCUGGGGCAGAAUUUCAGGAGGAGGACAUGCUCUGGCAUGUCACCAAUGAUGUGUGUUUUUUGGUUUUGUUUUGUUUUUGUUUUCUGCCAUACCUCGUAGCUUAUAGGAUCUUAGUUCCCUGACCAGGGAUCAAACCUAAGGCCCCAGCAGUGAGAGUGCCAACUCCUAACCACUGGACCACUAGGGAAUUCCCACCAAUGACGGGAAUUAUGUGUUUAUGCUUUUCAAGUUAGCUCUCACCCUCUGUAGUACCACAGUUUGAGAAACUUUUUUUCUACAAAACCAUUGACUCUCCAACUAUUUUCACUCUAUAAUCACAGUUAAAAAAUGAGACAUGUUAAAUUAGUAAAAGGUGGUUUGGGUCUAAAGUCAUGAAAUUCAUAAUGGCAUGUAAUGGGCGAAGUAUAUUGUAGUCACUGAUCUCACACACCUUGACUCCAUCUGGCACUCUUCCUAUACCUGGGGGGCUUAUCCAUCAGCAUUCCUUGCAUUGGUAUUUAUUAUUAUUAUUAUUAUUAGUUUAUUAUUAUGAAAUUUCCAGAGUUCAAUAUUUAAAGAUUAGAUCAACAAUCUUGGUGACUGUCUAAGAAAUAUUUCUAGAGUAUGCCACAGGUUAGAAAUCAAAUCCAAAGUGUCUCCCAAUCAAAGAAAACAAAAAACUACAGCCUUAAUUCAUUUUAAUCUGCAAAGAUAAAAAGAAGGAAAGAAGAAAGAAAGGAAGGAAGGAAGGAAGGAGAGGAGAGGAGGAGGGAAGGAAGGAAUAGUAUUUUGUACUGAAAAUCUAAUUUUCAAAAUGAAAAAAUUUUCAAAUGAAAAAAUAAGAAAAGGAAGAGAAUCUUAGACAAAACCUCAAGGGCAGGUGGAGAUUUUGCACUGAAACAGAUCUUUCACAUUAAGUUGGCAUUUAUAAACUGUUUGUUCCCUAACAUAAUCAUCCAUCAUAAAUAUUCAUUGACUGGAUCCAAGUUCAUUUUCAACUUCUACAGCUGCGCUCAGUUUGAGGCUUUGCACCAUGGAGGUCAAAGAGCUCAAACUAGCUGUCCCUCCCUGCUGCCCUUGCCUUCCCUGACCAGAUAUCACAGGCCUUCACACUGUAGUUUGGGGACCUUGUCUACUAAAAAGCAUGUCCCAGAGAUAAGGAAAGUAACUCCUCAAUUUGACAUGGGGGUUGGGUCUCUCUUCUCCCACUUCUGACACCUUGUAUCAAGACAACUGCUUCUUGGUACUGACGGUAUGGAAAACAAAACUGUUGGCCAUAACUCUUUCCUUUUGCCAACAUUUCACUUUUCGCAUUGAAUAUUUGUUGAAUCAUUUAUUCAUUCCACAUACUCCAAAGAGGAGGUUGUAGUUGAGGAGGAGGAGGGAGCCCCAUACACUUCUUGCCAGGCUGUGGGGAGGUACUGUGGCCUUACCUCAGUGUAGCCUUAGGAAGGGCCCUCUUGCCUUGGGGGCGCUAUCCCUGCAGCAUCACCAGAGUUGCAGGGCCAGGCAUGGUAGCACAAAGCAAGAUCAGCUGGGGUUGCAAAAAGUCUGCUAAUUUAGCUCCUAAAGACUCAAUGGGCCUUUCUAAGUCCAUUACUAAGGCUUAAAGGACAACAUAGACCCUGUUGUCUGGUUGGAAGAGCAGUUGGGGGCCCUUGAGCACAACUGAAUGAAGAGCCUUGACAACCCUUUGGUCAGACACACACGUCAGUUCUGUAUCUGUGACAGGGCACCCAGGUAUGAGGUCUUUCCCUAUUUCUCACUGUCUUUGGUGUCAAUGUGGUUGGAGAUGGAACAUGAACCAAAUCUCAUUUUUGUAAUGUGAGCCUCUGAAUCUUUAAAUGAGGAUGCUCCAGAAGAACCUUUUAUUAGAAUGUCCUUAUCAAACAUGUCUAUUUUUCUACAAUUAUUGAUAACACAGUUUAACAGUGUAUUUUGUGUCAACUGUUAAAAUUUGGAACUGAAAAAAGCUCAUUAAGACUGAAUUUUCUAAGUAGCAAGUAUUGAAUGGUGUUUUUCAUUAACAGUUCAGCAAAGAUGACCCUACAAUUUCUAUCCAUUCUCUUCCACCAUAUCCAGGCUCCAAUCACUCAGUCACUUUGUUAGCAAAUCCAGAGCUAUGGAAAUAAAUAAGCCUAUUUUAAUGCACCAAUACUCAUAAUGAAUGAGGAUCACACUCAACUUGAUAUUUUGGUCUGUUUGAUGAUGUAUUUGAGUCCCUUUCCCAUAAAAGCAUGGCAGUAUCCAUUAGCCAGAUAAGAACUUUGGGCUAAAGGGUUACAGUUUGCCACAAUUGACUCCAGUUUGGAGGAAAGGGCAGACUCAGCUGGGAGCAUGACCUCCCCAAGGGCUGACAAGACCCUCAGAUUGUCAUUUCCACCCACCUCAACAUGCUUUCCAACUGGAAGAGCACCUAUUUAUUUAUGUCAGCUUUAUGUAACUGAUAAAAUUGUUUAUGUCCUUGGAUGUCCCAUGGGCAAAUUAUACUCUUUUGGAUUAACACCUUUGCAAUCACUGUAAUGUCAGGUCAUUACUUUUCCAUCCCUUCGAAAUAUGGCCUUUUAGCCUGGUUGGUCCAAUACAUAGACACUCUAUGUCCAGGAGAAGAAAACCUCUCUUUCCCCACUCCCUUCCUCCAUCUGUCCCUCUCUUUUUCUCUUUCCCUAGUUCUCCAGUUCCAGUUCCAUUGAUUUAGUUCAAUAUCUUAUGUUCCCUAACAGAAAUCCAGCUACUGUUUCUAAAAAGGUCAAUCUAUUUCUUAAGCACAAUUUUCUCUUGCUGGUUUAACCAAACUAGGGCUCUGAAAUGUCUGUUUUUCAUUAUACUCUAAUUUAAAAAUUAUUUAUGACUUCAUUUAAAAGCCUAAGUUUUGAAGUCUCCAAGCAACAUUCUUAUGUUUUCCCUUCCUACAUUUUCUUACGUUUCAGGUUUCUUACUUUUUCCCCUUUGCUUUUUUAUUUAGAUUGAAGCCAGUAUCUUUGGGAUGUUCAGAAACUGUUUAUAAAUAUGGGAGCUGGUGGACAGAGAAAGAGACUCUAAAAAUUCCAUUAGAAAACUACUUUAACUCAGCAAAAUAAUGUGAAAUCAUUUGCUUAGCUAAGUGAUACAAGAUUUAAAAUUAUAUAUAUAUAUAUAUAUAUGUAUAUAUAUAUAUAUAUAUUCAUAGUCAUUUCCAAAACAGCUUGCCAAGGGUCUGACUACUUUACAGUCUCUCUUUCCUUGACUUGGGUGGUACUCUAUGUGAUUCAGAAGAGUCAUAAGGGUAGUCGAAGAUUAAAUGUCCUACAUAGAUGGUAAACAUUAUCUUCUAUGGUUUCAUUUCAAUGGAUGGCUAUAAAGUCAAAAAACAUAGGCAACAUAUACAUAAUAGAUGAUUCAUUGAUAUUGCAUUACAAUAUAAUCAACUAAUAAGACCUUGUUUCUAGACUCUAUGGCCACCCCGCAUUUAAGAAAAUGUUAUCCUUUAAUUUAAAAUUGAGUAAAGCAUACCUCUUCCUAAUAUUUCUGCCCUCAACGUCUUGGAGAGCUUUUGAUGUAGAAUGUCAUCUAGCAGUCCAAGCUCUGUCAGGCUACUAUUUGAUUUUGACAAAGCACAGUAUGUACAAUAAUAACCAAACAAUAUUACACCCUACGUUGUGUGGUGUUUUGGAGCAUUCAGAGUACUUGCACAAGUUUUCUCAUUUAAUUCUAAUCCACCAUCAGAGCUUGAGUAUUAUAAUUUACGUUUUAUAGACAGAAAACUAGGGUUUGGGCAAACUGAGUAACUUCCCCAAGGCUACAAGGCAAGUCAAUCACAGAUCCUGGUCUCAAAUCCAGGUGCUGAGGCUAAAACCAUGGGCUCUUUUUACUACAAAAAGGGUCAGCAAACCAAAUCUGCGCACAGAAUCUGGCCCACUGCCUGUUUUUGCACCACUUGUGAGCUAAGACUGAUUUUACAUUUUUAAAUGGCUGGGAAAAAGAAAAAAAAAAAAAGAAACAAGAGAA